Molecule: messenger RNA, 750 nt
Organism: Lachancea dasiensis
Lineage: Eukaryota; Fungi; Ascomycota; Saccharomycetes; Saccharomycetales; Saccharomycetaceae
Source: the annotation of a GenBank genome assembly
AUGUCUCUAUCCAAACCAGUCUCUUUGAAAGUCAACGCCGCCCUUUUCGACGUGGACGGCACCAUCAUCAUCUCCCAGCCGGCCAUCGCCGCGUUCUGGAGAGACUUCGGUAAGGACAAGCCUUACUUCGACGCUGAACACGUUAUCCACGAGUCGCACGGAUGGAGAACCUACGAUGCGAUCGCCAAGUUCGCUCCAGACCACGCCGACGAGGACUACGCCACACAACUAGAGGCUGAGAUCCCCGGCAAGUACGGCGAGCACUCCAUCGAGGUGCCAGGCGCCGUCAAGCUGUGCAAGAGCCUGAACGGGCUGCCCAAGGAGAAGUGGGCCGUGGCCACUUCGGGCACCCGUCCUAUGGCCUCCAAGUGGUUCGAGCUGCUUGGCAUCACCAAGCCCGAGUACUUCAUCACCGCCAAUGACGUGAAGCAGGGCAAGCCUUUCCCAGAGCCAUACAUCAAGGGCAGAAACGGGCUUGGGUUCCCAGUCAACGAGAAAGACCCUUCCAAGUCCAAGGUGAUCGUCUUUGAGGACGCCCCUGCCGGUAUCGCUGCCGGUAAGGCCGCCGGGUGCAAGAUCGUCGGUAUCGCCACGACUUUUGACCUGGCUUUCCUCAAGGAGAAGGGCUGCGACAUCAUCGUGAAGAACCACGAAUCCAUCAGACUCGGUGAGUACAACGCCGAGACCGACGAGGUCGAGUUUAUCUUCGACGACUACUUGUACGCCAAGGACGACUUGUUGCAGUGGUAA